AUGGUGGCUCGCAUUGAAAGUGUGGGAAAGUCUGUUCUCAGUCAACACUCCCCUGUGGCAACGAGCCCAGAGAAGGAUCACACUGCCCCAGGACGACUCCACACGGGCACAGACACAGGCAGCGGAGCGAGCGAGGGCCAUGGCGUUUCUGUUGCCGUGAUGACGACACCUGCCCCACCGCCAGAAGCGCUCCGGGGGCGGAGCUUCUUUCACUUCAGAGAGCCUAUCACAGAAAAGACAAGCGUCAGGUGUGGACCAAUCACAGAGAAGGGAAGGAUCAGGUGUGGACCCAAACCAGAGAAGGGAAGAUCAGAUGUGUCUGUGUGUGUGACACCUGGCGCUCCAUCGCUGCCCAAUGGCCUCCUCCCAGCCCAAAACACGCCUUCCUCCUCAUCGUCCGACUCCUCGGCCUCCUCGUCCGUCUCCUCCACCUCCACGACCGUGUGUGUAACUCGGGCUAGUCCCUCUGCUCCUGUCCCCUCUCCGUGCCCCUCUCCGUGCCCCUCAUCCGUGCCCCCCUCGCCGUGCCCCCGCCGUGCUCAUUUCGGUGAUCAUGGGUGGUGGGGAGUGCAGGAUGCCUGGAUGGUCCUACAUGAACCUGCAGACACACACACAGGACACCACCACACCCUGGCAGAGGAGUUAUCAGUGUAUAAAAAGGGGCAAAAAAACAAAACAGUAUAUCAAACCAUCGCUGACGACUGCGUGCCGUCUCAGCAGGAAGCCCGCCCCCCACACGCCAUAGCUGAAGUCCCCGUCUCGCGGAUAGGGGGCGCUCUCUUGCUCUGUCUCUCCAUCCGAAACUUCCUGGCAGGCGACAACAAAGACUAUGACGCUUACCUGUCCUACACCAAAGUGGAUCCGGACCAGUGGAGCCAGGAGACCAGGGAGGAGGAGCGCUUUGCUCUGGAGAUCCUCCCAGACGUCCUGGAGAAACAUUACGGAUACAAACUCUUCAUUCCGGAUCGAGACCUCAUUCCAACAGGAAGUCUCACCAAUGAGCAUUACCCGGAUGACACCCGGCUCUUUGGAGCGUACAUCGAGGACGUGGCCCGCUGCGUGGACCAGAGCAAGCGCCUCAUUAUCGUCAUGACCCCAAACUACGUGGUGCGACGAGGCUGGAGCAUCUUCGAGCUGGAGACCCGGCUGCGGAACAUGCUGGUGACCGGAGAGAUAAAGGUCAUCCUGAUCGAGUGUGCGGAGCUCAGAGGAAUCAUGAACUAUCAGGAAGUGGAAGCUCUCAAACACACCAUCAAAACCCUCACCGUCAUCAAGUGGCACGGCCCCAAGAGCAACAAGCUCAGCUCCAAGUUCUGGAAGCAGCUGCAGUACGAGAUGCCCUUCAGGCGCACCGAGCCCAUGCUGAGCCACGAGCCGGCCUUAGACGUCAGCGAGCAGGGGCCCUUCGGAGAGCUGCAGACGGUCUCUGCCAUCUCCAUGGCGGCCGCCACCUCCACCGCCAUGGCCACGGCUCACCCAGAGCUGCGCUCGUCCUUCCACAACAGCUACCACACCACCAUGAGGCAGAAACACUACUACCGCAGCUACGAGUUUGACAUUCCCCCCGGAGGCACCCUGCCCCCCCUGUCCUCUCUGGGGAACCAGCACACCUACUGCAACAUCCCACUCACACUGCUCAACGGACAGAGGCCCCCAGGAAAGAGCCGAGAGCACAGCUUAGAGGAGGCGCACGCCAACAACGCCAUGCUCCCCCUGCUGCCCCGCGAAACCAGCAUCUCCAGCGUCAUCUGGUAG
This is a messenger RNA of Knipowitschia caucasica, 1755 nucleotides long. NCBI's taxonomy places the organism in Eukaryota, Metazoa, Chordata, Actinopteri, Gobiiformes, Gobiidae. The record is from the annotation of a GenBank genome assembly.